CCCGUGGCAACAGUAAAGUGGGUUGUGUCAGCCCUGUAAAUCCCUGGGUGUGGAUAAAGACUAAGAGAAACACAUUAGAAAAUGGGCUGACGAUCAGAACACCACAGAAACAUUCCCUCAAAGUCUAUGAUGGUGGUCAAAAUCUUGGACAUCUUCGGAGAGCAGAUGUUUUGGUGAUUUAAGAAUUGUGCUGCUUUACCUACUGUCCCGGACGUUUAAGUCCAGAGGCCUCCGCAUGGAUCGAGGGCACUCUGCAUGGUUUCCAAGGCCAAGAUCCUGGUUACAAAGACCAACAUCCUGUUUCCAGAGGCGAUCCCUCAGAGCAUCCGCAGACCCCACCUCUUCAGAUGAUGUCUACACCAGUUGCCUUUACGCCCAGGGCUUCCGCUGCACUCUGCAGCAGAGGCCCAGCUGCAGCAGUGCCAGGUUGACUCCCAAGAGCAAUGCCAGAGGAACGGGAGGGAGGCCAGUGAGCAGUGCUCUGGGUAGACUGGAGAACAGCCCAGGGAGGGGGACCAGAGCCAUGAGCAGACCAGUUACUGCACCCGGGGGAGGAGGAAGGCGCAGAGACCCGGGCCAGAGACCUGGAGCUCAAAUCAGGGACAGGACAGAAUGUCCCAGAGUGCCCUGCAAUGCCAAACAUGACAACACACAUAGACAGCAGCAGGACACAUGGAGGGGGAGGAGGCCUUUCUCAACAUCAUCCACACUGCAUCUUUAUCUGCCCUCUUCAUCAUACUAUGAGGAUGAAGAGGAGGAGACGUAUAUAGAGAAGGAGGAUGUGAGGCCAACAAUAGAAAACAACGGCCUACAAGACACCACAGAAAUGAUCAGAACACCGACCCCUUCAGAAAAUGUCACAAUGCUGAACCCUAACAAUAAUACCAGUCUACAACAGGAUCAUAAAGAAACCGUCCAAAUACAGGAGGCCCCUACAUUAAACCCCAGUCUACAGGGCCCCUCAGAGGACAUCAUCAGGCCACAGGUCCCUACAGAAGACAUCAACUCAAUGGAGCCCACUGACAAUCCCAGGUUUCAGGGGAUAACACAUUACAGAACAACUGGCCUUGUGGUCCCAAAGCAGAGAGCUCAUGGAUAUGACAUGGAACAGCAACAGGAAUGCAUCCCUCUCCAGAUAAUGCCAGCAGCUGUUCAAGGGAGGGCCCCUACAUCUGUUAGGCAGCAUGUGAACAGACUCCCCAAAAUAAAAACCACCAAGACCUUUGUGUGGGGCCUUUCUGGACCCCAGGAGAUUAAGAGUGUGUUUGUUCUGCAGAGGCAUAUUGGCAGAUACACAAAUCAGACAUGAGAACAUUCAUACUGCCAUUCACAUUGAAUCCCAUGUCAAUCCAUAUCUUGGGUUAUCUUACUUGCCAGUGAGACCCGAUUAAUAUCCAAACAUAAGAAACACAAAGUAAAAACACAAUCUCACAUAACCUGAUCCAAGGAAAUGCCAGAAGCAAAGAUGAUAUUGUGAUCUUACUUCCAGUUCAGAAAAGGCAAAUAUGUGUGUUGGUCUCUUUGGGUGAAAGAGAAUGUGGUUUCCUAAUGAAAAACAUGCAUGUAUAUUACACAUUUAACUCUGGGCUAAAAAUACCUCAUAUGAGAUAUCAAAGUAGACAGAUAGGAUUUGUGUUCAUGUCAAGACUGGGUUCUUCAAUUGUCCAGAUCAUUUUAGACAUAAUAGCAAUAACAUUACACUAAUGGUGCAGUGAAUACAGAACUGAAAC
Salmo salar (Atlantic salmon) is the source of this 1730-nucleotide messenger RNA. RefSeq lists its product as uncharacterized. NCBI's taxonomy places the organism in Eukaryota, Metazoa, Chordata, Actinopteri, Salmoniformes, Salmonidae. The record is from RefSeq and is a predicted model, not a curated record.